Messenger RNA from Macaca mulatta (Rhesus monkey), 3085 nucleotides. The record is from RefSeq and is a predicted model, not a curated record. Lineage: Eukaryota; Metazoa; Chordata; Mammalia; Primates; Cercopithecidae.
UGGCCUCCCAAAGUGUUGGUUACAGGUGUGAGCCACUGCGCCCAGCCAGUAAACUAUUCUUUGAUGAACCCUCUUGCAAUACAUCUUUGUAUACUUUUACAAAUAUUUCCUAAUGAUAAAUUCCUAAAAGUGGAAUUUCUGGGUUGAAUUAUGAGACAUUUAUAAAGUACUCACAAUAUGCCAGAUCUUGUGCCAGUCCUCAGGGGAAAUACAGUGACCAAAAUGACAUGGUUGGUAUCCUCAGGUUGUUUGUUAUCUUUCAAGGUAGAUAAGCCUAUGCAAGAAUAAGACUGAGAUAGGUGAGGUAAAGGUCAUUGAAGAAGUCAGAUGGCAUGGCUUGAGAGGUCAUGGGAAGGAGACAGCUGAUUAUAGCAAGCAUUGUCAGGUCACAGCCAAAUAAUACCAAACUCAUGGGGUUCCUAUGGGGUAAUGGAUUUUAUGUAAUAAGCAUAUGCCUUUUAGUUUUUAUUCUCAUGAUGUUGAUGCAAAUGAACAGGACAAGAAGAUUCAGCAACUCCUAGGAGGGCCUCAUGGCUAAAACAACUCUUUGAGAAGCAAAACAAAAGCUUGGUCAAGAAGUCAUGAGAAGUAGCAGCAGUGAAACAAGGCAUUAAUUGAAGAUGUGUAGCCAUGUUUAUAUCAGCCUCUGUGAACUCGGUGCUUCUCCUGGCAAGUAAACCCCAAGGAGGACUGACCAGUUCUUGAAUUUCUAUACCAUGGCCCUUCGAUCGGUGAUGUUCAGUGAUGUAUCCAUAGACUUCUCUCCGGAAGAGUGGGAAUACCUGGACUUGGAACAGAAGGACUUGUACAGAGAUGUGAUGUUGGAGAACUACAGCAACUUGGUCUCUCUGGGAUGCUUCAUUUCUAAACCAGAUGUGAUUUCCUUAUUGGAACAAGGAAAAGAGCCUUGGAAAGUUGUGAGGAAAGGAAGAAGACAAUAUCCAGAUUUGGAGACCAAGUAUGAAACCAAGAAGUUAUCUUUAGAAAAUGACAUUUAUGAAAUAAAUUUAUCCCCGUGGAAGAUAAUGGAAAGAAUUAAAAACCAUGGCCUUAAGGGUCUCAUUUUAAAACAUGAUUGGGAAUCCACAGGAAAAAUGGAAGGACAGGAGAGACCUCAAGAAGGAUACUUCAGUAGUGUGAAAAUGCCAUCUGAAAAGGUGUCCUCUUACCAGAAACGCACAUCUGUUACUUCACAUCAGAGACUUCAUUUUGUCGAUAAACCCUAUGAAUGUAAGGAAUGUGGGAAGGCGUUCAGAGUGCGCCAACAGCUUACUUUUCAUCACAGAAUUCAUACUGGUGAAAAACCCUAUGAAUGUAAGGAGUGUGGGAUGGCCUUCAGACAGACUGCACACCUUACUCGACAUCAGAGACUUCAUUCUGGUGAAAAACUCUAUGAAUGUAAGGAAUGUGGGGAAGCUUUCAUAUGUGGUGCAGAUCUUAGAGUACAUCAGAAAAUGCAUAUUGGUGAGAAGCCCUAUGAAUGUAAAGAAUGUGGGAAGGCUUUUAGGGUACGAGGACAACUUACUCUGCAUCAGAGGAUUCAUACUGGUGAGAAACCCUAUGUGUGUAAAGAGUGUGGAAAGGCCUUUAGACAGUAUGCACACCUGACUCGGCAUCAGAAGCUUAAUAGUGCUGACAGGCUCUAUGAGUGCAAAGAAUGUGGGAAGGCGUUUUUGUGUGGCUCUGGUCUUAGAGUACAUCACAAACUUCAUACUGGUGAGAAACCCUAUGAAUGUAAGGAAUGUGGAAAGGCCUUUAGAGUGCGGCAACAGCUAACACUGCAUCAGAGAAUUCACACUGGUGAGAAGCCCUAUGAAUGUAAGGAAUGUGGGAAGACCUUCAGCCGUGGUUAUCAUCUUAUUCUCCAUCACAGAAUUCAUACUGGUGAAAAACCUUAUGAAUGUAAGGAAUGCUGGAAAGCCUUUAGUCGCUACUCACAACUUAUUUCACAUCAGAGUAUUCAUAUUGGUGUUAAGCCCUAUGACUGUAAGGAAUGCGGGAAGGCCUUUAGACUACUUUCACAGCUCACACAGCAUCAGAGUAUUCAUAUUGGUGAGAAACCCUAUAAAUGUAAGGAAUGUGGCAAGGCCUUUAGAUUGCGCCAAAAACUUACUCUACAUCAGAGCAUUCAUACUGGUGAAAAACCCUUUGAGUGUAAGGAGUGUAGGAAGGCCUUUAGACUUAAUUCAUCCCUUAUUCAACAUCUGAGAAUUCAUUCUGGUGAGAAACCCUAUGAAUGCAAGGAAUGUAAGAAGGCCUUUAGGCAACAUUCACACCUUACUCAUCAUCUGAAAAUUCAUAAUGUAAAAAUCUAAGAAAGUCUUUUCAACUUCUGUGUAAUAGAACAUUCUAUGAAUGUAGUAAUUAAUCUCUUUUGCUCCAUACAUGCAACUGACUUGGCAUUAGAGAUUUUAUACCAUUAAAAGAGUGUGAUAAUGUAUUGUAUUCCGUCAUCACUCAAACCUGAAACUUCAGCACAUUUGUUCUAAAAACGAAUCCUGUUAUAAGAAUGAGAAAGAUACCGUCAUCCCUAUCCCAUCACUUUGUGUCAUACUGGACAAGAAGCUUAACUGCUGUGUGCUUUAAUUUUUUAAUUUAUGAAAUGGUCAUAUAAGAGUGCAGCAAUUUGACACUCUUUCAAUCAAGAGGUGGAAUUUACAUCCCUCUGUUGUAUAUAGGCAGACUCUGUGACUGCUUCGCCCCAUAGAAUAUGGUAGAUGUACUGCUGUGCUGGUUUCUUGACUCAGACUUUACUGGUAGAGUUACUUCAUCUCAUGAAAUGAGAGAACUGUCAUGUUACAGAGUCUGGCUACUGUGCUGAAGAAACCACAUGAAGAGGCCCUGAAACUACAUAGAGAGGGAGAGGCACCUGCUGAACCCUGUCUUCUUGACAUCUGCCAAGAUACCAGACAUUUGAGUGAAAUUUUGGAUCCACCAGACCAGCCACCAGCUAAAUGCCACUGAGUGACUUGGUAACAUCAACUGAUGCCAUGUAGAAUGGAAGAAUUGACCAGCUGAGCCCCUGCCCAAAUUUCUGACCCACAAAAACAUGAGAUAUAAUAAAAUGGUUGUCAUUUUAAGCCAC